Messenger RNA from Thamnophis elegans (Western terrestrial garter snake), 1866 nucleotides. RefSeq names its product odr-4 GPCR localization factor homolog (gene ODR4). The record is from RefSeq and is a predicted model, not a curated record. Lineage: Eukaryota; Metazoa; Chordata; Lepidosauria; Squamata; Natricidae. The transcript has 14 exons. Gene Ontology annotation, biological process: intracellular protein localization. The coding region runs from base 211 to 1542 and encodes 443 amino acids. Gene Ontology annotation, cellular component: endomembrane system.
UGCCGGCGCGGAGAGAUGACGGACAAGAGGGACACAUCAGUUCUAGUGCAAAGGAUAGAAGGAAUCCGGGGGAUGCUUUGAAUGGCUCCGUAUAGCAAGACAACACGGUGAAACAUGAACUAAAGCGGAAAAGGGUUAUUGAGCCUCCUCUUCAUCUCCUCGCCGUUUAUUACACAUUUUUAUGAUUUGGGCGACUGAGUCUUUGCAAUCAUGGGAAGGAGCUACUUCGUGGAGGAAGCGGUUGGACAAUAUUUAUCAGACCUGACUGCUAAAUCAAAGAAACUUAUUACUGGGCUUUUAGUAGGACAGUGUUCCCAGCAAAGAGAUUAUGUUUUGCUGGCCAUUCGAACUCCUGUAAAAGAGGAAGAAAGUAACAGUAGUGUAAACCACCAUACAGACUUGUCUACUAUUGAUGAAGAAUGGAUAGCAGCACAUGCCAUACAAGUAUCAAGAAUGCUUCCCGGAGGACUGCUAGUUGUUGGUGUUUUUAUCAUUUCAGUUCCAGAGCUGGCAAAAGAAACCCAAAAUAUCCUGAGGAAGCUCCUUUUUGCAGUAGAAAAAGCUGUAGCUAGAAAGAGAUUGUGGAACAUGGCGGAAGAAGAUGUCUCGGAAAGAGUGGCGCUUCAUCUUUGUUCAACUACAAAGAAAAUACUUUGUCGUACUUACGAUGUGCAAGAUCCAAAGAGUACAGCUAAGCCAGCCGACUGGAAAUAUCAGAAUGCUCUUUCUGCUUCUUGGAUAUCUUUAGAAUGCACAAUUAAUGUUAAUAUACAUAUUCCUCUCCCUGCCACAUUAGCCAGCCACAACCUAGAAAAAAAUACAAGGAACGGAUUAAAACGUUGGGCUCAACAGAUAGAGGAAGCUGUCUUUUUGAUAAACGGACAAGCCAGAGAGGAAGAUGCUGAUUUACUGGAAGGGCAGAAAAAAUCAAGAGGAUAUAUGCCGUCAGCUACUAGGAAUCUUGAUGUUAGGGUCUUAACACAAUUGGUGCAAAGUACAAACUCCAGAUCAACAGCUACAGUCCAAAUCUGCAGUGGUUCCAUAAAUCUUAAAGGAGCUUUAAAAUGUAAAGCUUACAUCCAUAAUAACAAACCUAAAGUUAAAGAUGCUGUUCAGGCCUUGAAGAGAGACAUAAUAAACACUCUCUCUGAUCGUUGUGAAAUAUUGUUUGAAGAUUUGCUUGCCAAUGAAACACCAGGAAAGAAAAAUUCUGACAACUUACCUUGCCGAGUUUUCGCUCUCAUUGUGGGAUCCAAUGUGUUGCUUUGUGAUUAUAAAUUUGGUUAUGAGACAUCCAGGGAAAUCCAGGAGCGUUUUCUUGAAAUGUUGGAUCAAGCUGUUCAACCAGAUGAUUUGCAUGUUGCUGAGGAAACGAAUACAGUUGAAGUAAGCUUGCCAAAGGAAUUCCAAGAUAAUACACAACCAAAGCGAAUAACAAAAGAAAUGCUACUGUUGAAACUGCAUCAAAAUAUGGGAGUGUUGGUCGCUGUGGCAGUUGCCAUAUCUGCAAUAGCUUUCUCCUUCAACUACUUCAGCGAUUAAGCUUCGGAAAGCGAAAAACGAGCUUCAGAACUCCUGUCACUACAGAUGUACUGUAAGGAUGCAAGCGCCUUGAACUGAAUAGGUUAAGAUAUGUUGUCGUCUAACAACAGCAAUACAUGCCUCUAAAAAAAAGCAAUUAUCUAUUCUCUUCCUUCAUGAAAGUAAUGUAGAUGGAAUACAUUGCUUUUUGGGGAAAAGUGAGAGAACUCACUUUUGUGCCAUUGUCAACGGGCACGCACAAGGGGUUAAUUUUUCAGGGGACAACGGAAGCAUAACACAUCUCUUUUAACGUUCUCCUUCCUUAAUAAAAUGUAUAAAAACCUG